AUUACUAUGUAAACUACACAUAAUAUCCAACUUCUACUACAACACUCCUUACUUUGAAAUAAUGUACUCGGUAGGCCGGGAUGCGAAUUUGUUUACAUAGAAUUACCAAGUCACCUUAGAGACAGAAUGGCAACCAGCCGUGAAGAGCGCAUGCAACAGCGCAUGCGUGGAGCUGGACGUCAUGAAGUCGCGGACGAUUCAUUUGGCUUCGUCCUCCCGGGCGUUGUUGAAGCAUCUCCAGCUCCCCCCACACCAACUGCUCCUACGCCAGCUGCUCCUACACCUGCACCACCACCACCACCACCAUCUAUACCACGGUCCGAGCCAAAUACUUCUGCGAAACGACGGCGGUUGAAUCCCGAAGCUGCUGUAGCUAGCUCACAGCCACCCUCUAGCGCUAUUAGGUCACCCCCAAGAUCUUCAACCCAACUUAGUGGAGCCCGAGCAGACCCCUAUAGUGCUCUUGAAGAUGAUAGCCCCGAGAAUGUACCAGAAUCUUCGGAUGCGCCAAUUCCGGCAUCCGAGGAGCCGCAGGUCGAGGACGGCACAACAGAGAAUAUCCCGGAUGUCAUACGAAGCCCAGAACCGCCCAGCUUCGUGGCAGAGGAAGUCACGGAAAGUCCAGCUCAUGCCCCGGGAAGUGGUCAGAGGCGUUCGAUUAGGGUUCCUGAGAGUUUGACUCAGAGCGCGAGGUUAUUAAAAGCUGCGACAGACGAAGAUGGCGGACCUACGGGCGAGUUCGAGUUAUCCUCGCCUCUUGCACGGAAAAGUAGGGCGAGUGCUGCGACUACGAUUGCGGCUUCCGCACGAUCAACACGGACGGGACUGGGAGUACCGCUGGGAACAGAUAUUACAAAGGAUGUUAUUGAAGAAGUUUCUCCGGUACCUCCACCACGUCAGACGAGUGACGGUACAACAGUCACGAAACCUACACGAUCUACGAGAAGCCAGAAUAGAGUAGCUACUCCUAGUGAAGUGGAUCAGUUGUCCUCACCCCCCGAGGCUGCGGGAACUAGUAGUGCUAGGAAACCAAAGUUGAGGGUAAAGUCGAAACCCAUAAUCGAAUCAGCCAAGGCCAAAGCUAAAGGCAAGGGCAAGGGCAAGGGCAAGGAGAUUGUCAAGGGCAAAGGCAAAGGUAAAGAGGUCGAGGUUGAAGCUCAGGAGGAAGAAGCAGAGGUUGAGAACGAAGUAGCUGAGGAGGUUAAUAUCCAAACCGCUGCCAAAACGAUCGGCCGCAAGCGCCCACGGGUUAGUGUACCUCGCGAAGCAUCCCCAGAAUUACAUUCCAAAGAUGUGGAGGAUGUGGAGGAUGUUCGCCCAGCGAAGAAGAGCAAACAGAGAAGAGUGCAAGCCAGUCCAGCGAAGCAGUCAAAGCCCAAAGCACCUAAGAGCAAAGACAAGCCAUCCAAGAGGAGACGAAGUGAUGGAGAGGCAAUUCCCAUCAUUGUGCAGAGAUACACCAAACGGAUGCAUCUGAAUGAAGGGGAUAGCGAUGCAGAUAUCCUCAACGCUGAUAUUCCAUUUGCCAAUCGCGGUGGCGUCAACGUAAUUGACGUGUUAGCGCAAGUAUGCGAAGAAGUGAUCGAUUCGAGCCUAGAAACGCUUCACGAAGCAGCAGUCAACGCGAAGGACCCGAGCUCGAAAAAGGAGUUCAGAACGAAGCUUCGAGCUUUGGAAGCAUUUCAGGAAGAAUUACGGACAAGACUUUUAGAGCAUACUAUCGCUCUGGAUACUAUGCAUGCGCUUAAGAAGCGAGUGCGUUCAGUCCAGAAGGAAAAGCUUACGCUUCGAACCGAAAUAAUGCGUAUCCGAGCCGAAAGAGAGCAAGUAGCUCUGAAGAUGGAUGCAGUAAGAAUCCGCCAUGAGGCGGCAAACAGGACUUCAUUGUAUCAACUCGGACUUUCUACGACGAUGGACGAUAUUGAGUUAGCUGUAGAGAAUGGGAGGUCGGCGCCAGAGCUAAACACGAAGGAAAAGAAGACAGCGGAGCUGGCCAACUUGGAAUUGCUGAUCGAUAGAAUUGCCAGCCAAGCAAGUGGUGCUGGCGACGGUGGCGGAAGUCUGAACCAAAUCAAGGACUUCAACUCGUUUCUCGAGCGCGCUGCUGCUGCCCUUGAACGAAGGUGAUUGAUUGGUGCAUACCUACCUCGUAUGAUACACACGUGUGGAACAACUGGGGAGAUAUUUCGGCUAGGAGUCUUUUAA
This is a messenger RNA of Hypoxylon fragiforme, 2205 nucleotides long. RefSeq lists its product as uncharacterized. Lineage: Eukaryota; Fungi; Ascomycota; Sordariomycetes; Xylariales; Hypoxylaceae. The transcript has 5 exons. The coding region runs from base 127 to 2127 and encodes 666 amino acids. The record is from RefSeq and is a predicted model, not a curated record.